AUGAAGUCUCCUCCUAGCUCUGACACCGACUCUGACAAUGGGUCGGCCCGCGACACUGAUAGCUAUGGCUCCGAACCUGGCUCAGAGCCGAGCGUCCCGGGCUCAGACUGGGAUAACACGCAGCCAGGCACCCCCAUUGACCCUCAGCAGCCCGCGCACAUCGCGCUUUACUCCCCUGGCCACUCAUUUGAAGAACGCGACCACUUGAUUCUCCCCAGGUCACUGCUUCAUGAUGCCGAAGGCUCUCAGCCGUCCCUAGUACCGAUGUCUACAGGACCUAGUAAAUCCCUCGGAGACCUCAAGCAAGGAGAGUAUUACAGGCUGCGGGAACACUUCUACGAGAUCCGGAAGCUUCAGUUGGAGUGGGAGCAAGCCGGCUGCAAGGGCUUCGAUAUCACAGUCGGCAUGAAUGAGCGGUCGUAUGCCCUUCUGCAGCAGAAGCUCGAUCAGAGUUGGGAAUGGUCGCUCGGCGACGAGGGAGAGCAUGAUCAUUGGGUGGCGUUCCUGCGGUGCACACAACUCGACUUCUGGCCGACGCUAGGCAAGGCAGUGGCAAUCGCACCGACUUUUGAGGAAGAGUUGACCUACCUGAUCACCAAUCACUUCGCCGAGAUGUUCCGCAUGAGUGAACCCGAGCCUUUGGCGUCUACUGCGAGAACGUCCGCCAGGAGCAUCAUCAAGACUCCCGAUGUCUAUUUCAGCUCUAGGUACAACACGGUGUACAAGGAAGCCAUCCAGGGUAAUAGCCAGCCCGCCUCAACACCGUUCUUAUGCUUAGUCGCUCAGACCGUCGAAGAAUUCAUUUACAACGUCAAGAAGAUGGUGUCCAUUGUGGAGUCGAAGGCUCUGCAUGCACUGCAAGGAUUUAUCUUGGUGUUGGUCAAGCAGGCGGAUGGUGUGGUUGGUGCUGACAGGAUAUAUCACGCUAACUCCUUGCGCCACCUCAUGUUUAACCUGCACACAAAGCACGGCUUCGGCGACCCAAAGACUCCUCCACAAAUGGAAUGUGGCGUCCUGUUCUACGGAUGUCAGCAGUUUCCUGACUUCCUGGUGCUUGCGAAGCAAGCAUCUACGAUGCAGCACUGGGAGAAGGGCAAUUUCAUGUGGUUUACGGGGGCACGCAAAGGGCCGCAGGCCGUUCCCAGCGCCGCAUGGGAACUGUUCGAGGCGUUCGUACACUCAACAGUGGCCACGUACACCGCAUACGUCAAGGCUACAGGUUGCUACCGCGUCCCCCCCAUCUCCGACGCAGUUCCCACGCAAUUGGAGAACACAUACCGCGACUCGCUAGUGGGAUCACUCCCACGGCGCAUAGCGGGCGAUCUACGGGAUGAUGUGUACAGGGUGGCGGAGCGGAUCUGGUCUAUGAAGGAAGGCAAGGGACGUACGGACAUCCUAGCUGCGUCGGCGCCUUACGGGCCGGAGGGAUCCCCGAGCGCUGUCACCUGUGAGAACAGAAGCGCGUCCGCCGUGUUACGCAUGGUGGACGCGAUUCUGAUCGCCCAGGAUCACUAUAUCUCCACUUCAUCCUUCAUGACUGUGGGGGAAGUCCACCUAGGUCUUACUGCGGUGGUGUCGGCGGGCGUAUCUGCCAAACUUGAAGCUCUAGCCACUUUGGCCGGUAUGGAGAGCUCUGUCCUCUUGAACGACGAACUGGACGUCGGCGGCGGUUUCAAACCAGACACCGUUGUGUCUAUCAGCAUCGGGAUGAGUCGCACCGCCGCGGGACACAUAGAGUCCAUGUCGUCAGAGUCUACCCCUCAUGCAGGAAGAAAGCUUGCAGACGAGAUGGCGGCUGGUAAGGAGGGGGUCGUAGGCACCAUUUUCGUCGUAGCCAUUGAGAACCGGUACCGCAAGUCUCGAGCGCCCCAGGACCAUAUCAUCAGAGGGUGGAAGAAGCUGGCCGAGGAGAGGGGGAUGAGUGAUUCAAGGCGAUGGGGGAAGUGGGGGUAUCGCGGGUGGAACCCGACAAAGGGAGGUCAGAAGUUCCAGUCCUGGGACCUCAGUCGCGGUGCGGCGAAGCAAAACCCGGCCCUGUUGGCCUCGAAGUUGGGCCAUCGCAGCACGCCCGGCAUCACCUACCAAGGCCACGUUCUGGCAGGAUGUGUUGAUGCAUUCGUCACUUUCCUUCCUCGUUCCUCGUACCCAAGGGUAGAGGCCGCGCUGCAGAACCCAAAUUUCAAGUGGACGGCCGAGAAUCUCAAGAGGGAGUUCGGAUUUUUGCCCAUCUCCCCAAACGGGCGGGUAGAUGAAUUCGUCAACACCUCCCAUCAUGUGCGCGAGUUCUACUACACAAUGUUCAAAUCUUUCUUGGCCACCGCCGCGUAUGAAGAGGUUGCCGACGUCAUCGAUUUUGACGACAAUCCGUUUCAACAUCUUCCAGAGCCGUUUAAGAGGCGCGUUGAUGUCCUUCUCCGGGACUCGACGGACUAUAAUGCCUUCGUCGACGUCGACGCAGACCACGCCUCCCGGGAGAUUUUUGAGGACAGCGAGGUCUACCGCAAUCUCUCACCGGAGCAGCUAUGCUCGGCAUCUCGCGACAUGUCUCGCGCCCUGACUCGCUUCUUGGAAUUAGUGGCGGAUACCAGAUUGAGGGCCAUGCUGGAAAACGUUAGCUAG
This is a messenger RNA of Fomitopsis serialis, 2619 nucleotides long. RefSeq lists its product as uncharacterized. The record is from RefSeq and is a predicted model, not a curated record. The coding region runs from base 1 to 2619 and encodes 872 amino acids. Lineage: Eukaryota; Fungi; Basidiomycota; Agaricomycetes; Polyporales; Fomitopsidaceae. The transcript is spliced from 9 exons.